GAACCGCGAACCCGGGGGCAGCAUAAUCGAUUACGGAACGAACUUCCCUGAACACAACGGAUGAAGUUUGACUCUUCACUCGACACAUCGGACCGGCAUCUCCUCUUCGAACGGGUCAUUUCUUCGGAUCCAAAGAUCAUUAUUCUGGGCUAGGGUUUCUGCGUUUUCGGAAAGCAUACACACCUACAUUCGGCGACGACUCGGUUGCGAAUUCGACACGAUCAACACCGAAUGGGACUGGGAAAUGCGGCCUCGCCGUCCUAAACGGUCUGGAUGGCUGGUUCUCCAUCUCCUUUCCACGGUCUGAGUCUUCUGGGUCUUUGGUUUCCUUUCACUGAUUGAUCCGCUGGGCCAUGCGUCCGGUUGAUCUCCCUUGAUUGGAUCUCGGUGCGUACGAUGGUCAUUUCUUCGCGGUUGGCAUGCCUCCUCUGGCACCUGUCUCUGCGGCCCAUCCAUCGCCCGAUCCCAAUAUUCCGCACCCAAUUUGCCUUGUGUGUUGCUUAUGCGAUUCCCCCAUAUCCCCACUCAUCCCCAUCACCCAAUCAUCAUUAUCCCCCACUACUGUUUUUCAUUUUCAAAUUGACCAUCCCGCAUCAUCACUACCGCCAAAUUGCAUCCGCCCCCGUCCGAUUCGAUCAACCAGUGCUUGUGCUCUUCCUGCGUCCGAUCUUGAGGGCGGCUACUGGGGAGGUUUAUGAACAGAGCUCGCGACGAGGUGGAGGGCUCAUCAGGGGACGAGGGGCACGUUUUCCAAAUGGCUUCUGGGUUUAUAACGCAUCUUCCUGCUGCGCGCUGAUGGUUUGCAUUGAGUGGGAUGACGCUCGAGAGAGGGGACGAGGUUUAAGGACACAAAAGAGUCGAUUCUUUUGCUGUGGACCGAAAACGAAAAAAUUAGAGGACGGAGACGGAGCGAAAAGCAGGGGAGGAAACCAAAUUGUUAAAACAUCGACAGUGCAACCGGAAGCAAGCAAGCAGCGUAAUUAGCUCGGGAAAUGGAAUUCAUAUCAUGGGAUUUUGGUUUCUGGAUGCGGAAUGUGGUGUCGUAAUUCGUCUGUCUAUGAACAUGAUCCCU
Messenger RNA from Eremomyces bilateralis CBS 781.70, 1072 nucleotides. RefSeq lists its product as uncharacterized. Lineage: Eukaryota; Fungi; Ascomycota; Dothideomycetes; Eremomycetales; Eremomycetaceae. The transcript has a single exon. The record is from RefSeq and is a predicted model, not a curated record. Bases 397 to 984 code for a protein of 195 amino acids.